Molecule: messenger RNA, 5221 nt
Organism: Nycticebus coucang (slow loris)
Lineage: Eukaryota; Metazoa; Chordata; Mammalia; Primates; Lorisidae
Gene: ADGRD1
Product: adhesion G protein-coupled receptor D1
Exons: 25
Coding region: 499-3123 (874 amino acids)
Biological process (GO): adenylate cyclase-activating G protein-coupled receptor signaling pathway; cell surface receptor signaling pathway
Cellular component (GO): membrane
Molecular function (GO): G protein-coupled receptor activity
Source: RefSeq, a predicted model, not a curated record
UGUAAACUUGAGCCAGACCAGGAGGAGUUAGCAAGUUGCAGGGUAGGCUCCAGCCCCAGGCAGGAGCUCCAGGGAACAGUCACUCAAGAAGGCUUCUUGCUUUCUCCCACCUCAAGAAAAAAGAGGAAAGUCCAAUUCAGACUUGGAUGGAGACAAAUGAAGGCUUGUGAAGCAAGGACCCAGUCUCCCGGCGAGUGAACCGCUUCCACACAGGGCCACUGGGACUCGCGUCCCUCCUCCCCACAUUCCACCGCUGCUCCAGUCCUCACAAUGUGUUUAUCGAUCACCCAAGAAUCUCAAGCUUUGAGACGAGGAGGAAACACCCGUUAACUCUCCAAGACGGCUGCAUUUCAUAAAUUGUAAGGAAACAAAACUUUUUCCUCCCGGGAAUCUGUGAACAUGCCCCUCUCCCGAGGAAGUGAACAUUGAAGAGGCACUUUCUCAGGGACCCUCAGGAACCACACACAUUUGGAUCAGGCUGUCCCUGCCAGGAAAACCAUGAGGAAGCCGCUGCUUCUUCACUUCUGGUGCCCGUGGCUGCUGUUACUUCCCUGCAGCUUUCAGGUGUGUGGAGCCCAUGCCAGGUCGCAGGACCAUCCAGGGUUUGAGGUGUUGGCUUCUGCUUCCCAUUACUGGCCACUGGAGAACGUGGACGGGAUCCAUGAACUUCAGGAUACAACUGGAGAUAUUGUAGAAGGGAGGGUCAACAAAGGCAUUUACCUCAAGGAGGAAAAAGGGGUCACUCUCCUCUACUACGGCAGAUACAAGACAUCCUGCAUAAGUAACCCGGCGCGCUGCGGCCCUGAAGGGGUCACGUUUUCUUUUUUCUGGAAGACACAAGGAGAGCAGGCCAGACCGAUCCCUUCUGCCUAUGGUGGACAGGUCAUCUCCGAUGGGUUCAAGGUCUGCUCCAGUGGCGGCAAAGGCUCGGUGGAGCUCUACACUCGGGACAACUCGAAGACAUGGGAGGCCACCUUCAGCCCACCGGGUCCCUACUGGACUCACGUCCUAUUUACAUGGAAGUCCAAGGAUGGCCUGAAAGUCUACGUCAAUGGGACCCUGAGCACCUCUGACCCAAGUGGAAAAGUGUCUCAUGCCUACGGGGACUCUGAUGUCAACCUGGUGAUAGGGUCUCAGCAGGACCAGACCAAGCGCUAUGAGAAUGGGGCUUUUGAUGAGUUCAUCAUUUGGGAGCGGGCCCUGACCCCAGAUGAGAUCGCCAUGUACUUCACAGCUGCCAUUGGAAAGCAUGUGUUGUUGUUGUCAACGCUGCCAAGCCUCGUUGUGACAUCCACAGCAAACACCGUGGUGCCCACAGAUGCCUACCAUCCCAUCAUAACCAAUCUGACAGAAGAGAGAAAAAACUUCCAAAGCGCCAGAAUUGUGCUGAAUUACCUUCAAAAUGUGUCCCUCACCUUACCCAAUAAGUCCCUCUCAGAGGAAACAGCCCUGAACCUCACCGAGACGUUCUUAAAAGCGGCGGGACAGGUCCUUCUACUGCCCAGUUGGAACGAUGUGUCAGAGGAUGGCAGUGUGGUGCUGGGCUUGGUCAAUACCAUUGAUACCGUCAUGAGCCACAUAGCUUCCAAUCUGCAGGCCAGCGAGCCCCAGGUCAUCAUUGCGGGCUCUUCCUCCAUGGCAGAGUUCACUGUGGCCAAAGUUCUGCUCAAGGCCAUGAACUUCUCCCACUACCGCUUCCCAGCCCACGGGCAGAGCUACAUCGAGAUUCCCCAGGAGGCCUUCUGUGGCCAAGGCUGGGCCACCAUCGUGGGGCUCCUCUACCACACUGUGCACCGUUACCUGAGCAGCAUCCCACCAGCCACCACACGGAUCGCAGAGGCAGCUAGCUACAAAGGCUGUUUGCUGUCUGCUGCCAGCGCCCUCAUCUCCCUGGAGGUUUCCCCGCCACCGACACUGUCCCAAAACCUGUCCGGGUCUCCUCUCGUCACCAUCCACCUCAGGCACAAGCUGACUCGUAAGCAGUACAGUGAGGCCACCAAUGGGAGCAACAAUGUCUUCCUAUAUUGUGCCUUCCUGGACUUCAGCUCUGGAGAAGGUGUCUGGUCAAACCGGGGCUGUGUGCGCAUCGAGGGAAACCUUACCUACUCCACCUGCCACUGCACUCACCUCACCAACUUCGCCAUCCUCAUGCAGGUGGUCCCACUGGAGCUUGCGAGUGGACACCAGGUGGCACUGUCGUCCAUCAGCUACAUCGGCUGCUCCGUGUCCGUGCUCUGCCUGGCUGCCACACUGGCCACCUUCGCCGUGCUGUCCUCCGUCAGCACCAUCAGGAACCAGCGCUACCACAUCCACGCCAACCUGUCCUUUGCCGUGCUGGUGGCCCAGGUCCUGCUGCUCAUCAGCUUCCACCUCGAGCCAGGCUCGGCCUCCUGCCAGGUGAUGGCCAUACUUCUGCACUACUUCUUCCUGAGCUCCUUUGCGUGGAUGCUGGCGGAAGGGCUGCACCUCUACAGCAUGGUGAUCAAGGUCUUUGGGUCAGAGGACAGCAAACACCGCUACUACUAUGCCAUGGGAUGGGGCCUCCCUCUUCUGAUCUGCAUCAUUUCAGUGUCGUCCGCCAUGGACAGUUAUGGGACCAGUGACAACUGCUGGCUGUCGCUGCGGAGUGGCGCCAUCUGGGCCUUCGUUGCCCCUGCCCUGUUGGUCAUUGUGGUCAACAUUGGCAUCCUUGUUGCUGUGACCAGGGUCAUUUCACAGAUCAGCGCAGACAACUAUAAGAUACACGGAGACCCCAGUGCCUUCAAGUUGACAGCCAAAGCGGUGGCUGUGCUGCUGCCCAUCCUGGGAACCUCAUGGGUAUUUGGUGUCCUCGCUGUCAAUGACCGGGCUGUGGUCUUCCAGUACAUGUUUGCCAUACUCAACUCCUUGCAGGGACUUUUCAUCUUCCUCUUUCAUUGUCUCCUGAAUUCAGAGGUGAGAGCUGCCUUCAAGCACAAAACCAAGGUCUGGUCCCUCACGAGCAGCUCUGCCCGCAACAUCAAUGUGAAGCCCUUCCACUCGGACACUAUGAAUGGGACCCGGCCAGGCACAGCCUCAACCAAGCUUAGCCCUUGGGACAAGAGCAGCCAUUCUGCCCACCGAGUGGACCUGUCUGCUGUGUGAACUGAGAGGCUGCUCACCAGCCAGGCCUGCUGCUCGAAACAACCCCCUGCCCCAAGUAGAACAAAGCAGACUCUCCACCUUCCCCCAUGGGACCCUCUUUGCUCUGCUGUCUGGAUGUGGAGGUGGUGGCCCUGAACUGGCAUCCUCACCUAUGCCUCUGUUUGAUCCCACUGCUCAGAUGCCCAGAUGCUCAGAAGCCUGAUGCCCAGACUGGCAUGGUCAGCAGGGCGUGAGCCCCGCCUUUGGCCUGAGUGACUCAGUGACUGGCUUUUGGGAACCCCUGGACUGCACAGUGGCCCGAUGUGGGGCUGUGCAUGAGCCUCCCUGUGUUGUGCAAGUGCAUAGGGAGGGGACCCAGUGGGGCAUGAGCUCAUGGGAAAGGAAGCUCCACCUCGGUGCCUCCAUGGAGACUUGGGGACCCAGAGGUGGUUAAAGUCCCCACACACCGAGAGUAAAGUCCCCACCCUUGAGAGUAAGGUGCAGGCAGCUGGAGGCAUGUGGCAAAGGUUCUCAGUCUGCUGAGUUCACCCAACAAGCUCCCAAAGGCGGCGCCACCGAAGUGCUUGUUGGGCUGAUCUGGGCACCUAGGUUGGGUCCUCCACCCAAGCUCAGAGCUGCAGGCUGGAGUCACCAGCUGUCCUGGGAGGAGUGGGUGUGGCGACCCACCCCUGUGAGGAGCUGGGCAAGCCCCAGCCAGCAGCAGGGCUUCCUGGCUGCUGAUGGCACCAUUGCUCCCAGGGCUUUUCAGACCCUCCCUUGUGAGUUUCCACUCUUUGGGCCCAGGGUCAGCAGGAAGAGACCCCUGUCUCCUAGGACAUGCCCUUCUCUAUUGUUCACAGGCUGCAGGGUUGACUGCCUCCCUACCUUCACCUCUUCCUGUGUCUAAAGCUCUUGGUUUCCCAAGUCAUCACUCCCCUGGAGCAUUUCCUUCUCAUCAGCACUUAGCUCUGUUUGCAGCGAGCAGAUUUCAGAGCAGAUUUGUGCUGCAGCUACAUGAUGGCUAUUUCAUAUCGCUGCAAAGGCAGACCCCGCCACAGGCUGCUUAAGUCCCACGUAGCAGACCCACCCUGAGUCCUGGCUGGGGGUAGGGGGUGACAGCCACUGUGCCUUCUGUGUUGAUGUUGAAUUGUGGACAGGGGAUGGCUGUUGCAGCUCUCAUGGACAAGUCCCUGUAGGACACAAGGUUUAGGAGCAUAGAUGUGAAUAAAGACCCCGUUAAAAUAUUUGGAAAUAGGCCAUGAAAGAGCAAACUGUGACGACAGCACUAACGGUGUUUGUGCAAUGUGUGGAUAGGACGUUGAGAACUGUUUUUAAUACUGGAAAAUCUUUUAAAACUGUGAUCAUAAUUUCCUUAGGCCCUUUCCCCAGCUCACAUGGCUGCUUCAUUUCAGUUUUCUACAUAGUUCUGUGGCCUUUAGCUCAACCCCGAUCACCCUGAGAGUAACAGUCACCCCGAGACCUCACCUCCCUGCCAUGGUGGGGGACGUGGGGCAACAUGUCUGCAGGGUCAGUCCUGCUCUUCUGCCUGGGUUGGGCCCCACACACUGUGGCUGUACCCCUGUGGCCAGGCUGUGGGGGCUGGGGCUGCUGCAGAGACCACGUGUUCAGUGAGGCGUCCCAUGUGCCUGCUGCACCCCCCACUCCAGGUUCUCCUGUGGCUCCAGAAACCGAGUCACAGGGAACAGUCUCAGAUCCCUGCCACGCCCACGAGCACCGAGAAGUGAGAACACUGUAUUCCUAUGAUUUAUACUUGGAUAUGUUUUUCUUGUUUAGUUUCUGGUGAAGUGAGUCCAGUAAGGAACUGUAUUUCAGAUGGACUUCUGCGUUUGUUUAACUGUCACCAUUUUCACUCUCUAUAGCUAAUAUAUCAAGAGAAACAAUGAACAAAACCUGUCUAAACCUUUUAUUUCUAAUGAAUGAAAGUCAGCACUUUAUUUAUAGGCUGUGUAUGUUGGCUUCAGCAAUACAUUAUUAUCUACACGUAAUUUGGCCAAAAAUAAGAAAUUGGAAGGAAUUGUGUGUUUAGUUUGCAGUACAAGAAAGAUGAUGAAUGCCACGUAGUGAAAAUAUGUUGUGAUUUUUAUGAAAUAAAAUCUUA